Molecule: messenger RNA, 1022 nt
Organism: Macadamia integrifolia
Lineage: Eukaryota; Viridiplantae; Streptophyta; Magnoliopsida; Proteales; Proteaceae
Exons: 3
Coding region: 517-984 (155 amino acids)
Molecular function (GO): protein binding
Source: RefSeq, a predicted model, not a curated record
AAAUCCAAACUUACACCAUUACGCCAUACUAUUCACCGAUUUAGGGACAACAAAAAAAUACCCAUCGACAGAUCAAAAGAAAUUAAAUGCGGACGAACUGAGAUUCUUCCUGCGAUCAUUUCUUCAAUCUAAAAAUCUCAAAUCUAAAACUUCGAUAGUCGUCAAUCGUCAUCAUGCGCCGUACGCCUACGAUUUCCUUUCUGAGUUUUGCGUCUAUCCCUUCUGGCCUUCACUAGCCUCCCUCUCUCUCUCUCGCUCUCUCUCUAUUUAAUCCGUAUACUCCGUCUAUGCUAAUUGCCCAGUGCUGCUCAGAUUCAUAGAGAAGGUUGUAUCUUUUAAAACCCUACAAAGGCAGGUUCACAAUUCAUAGCGCUCGUAGGAUUGGCAGAUAUCAAAUCUCCCAAUGGAAUCAACACUGGAAGCCAAGUAAAUUUCCUAUUCAUUUGUUGGAAGGAAUACCCUUCUUCUAUUAUUCCUGUCAAAGCGAAAAGAUCAUAUAUUUUCAUCCUUUGUUUUAUGGGAAAAUCACUCCCUUCUUCUGCAACCAGGAUACAAGAAUUCGCGAGGCUUACCUCAGAUAAGCUUAAAAAUCCUAAACACGCAAAGCCCAUAUCGAAAAACACUAUUUUCUCACCGGAAACAGUUAAAUCGAGCGAAUCGAAGCAAUUAAAGUUGAAAAUGGAGAACAGUGAGAGACAGAAUCGUGUGCCGCUGAAGGAAGUGGUCUCUGAUUGCGUGAAGCGGUGGUUUCAAGAUACCCUCAAGGAGGCUAAGGCAGGGGACACUGGUAUGCAGGUCUUGGUCGGUCAGAUGUAUUACAGUGGCUAUGGAGUUGCCAGAGAUGCCCAGAAGGGAAGAGCUUGGAUUUCAAGAGCUUCAAGAAGUCGAUCUUCAGUUUGGAAGGUCAGCGGUAAACACCCAGGUUAUAAUGCAAGCGAUUCGGAUUCAGAGGAUGAGUUGAAGGGUGAUACGGAUACCAAAUAAGAUCUUUUUUAGUUGUUUGAAAAUGUAAAACAAGAAAG